Molecule: messenger RNA, 774 nt
Organism: Suillus discolor
Lineage: Eukaryota; Fungi; Basidiomycota; Agaricomycetes; Boletales; Suillaceae
Exons: 3
Coding region: 44-544 (166 amino acids)
Source: RefSeq, a predicted model, not a curated record
AUCCACCACAUUUCUUGAUGGAUGGUCCUGACCACAUACAGUCAUGACCCAGCAAGACCUAGAUCUGCCUGACCUAAACUGGUCGAUAUUGCGGGACGCUACCACCUGUCUCACUUGUUAUUUUGCGACGGCGCUCAACAAUUGGUCAAUCAGACAUCCGUAUAUCACAGCUAUAACUCUGAUAUACAUCUCUGACAAUCCUGAACUCCUCCUAACACCAUUGCGGAUUGCGCGUUAUAUGUGCUUCCUCCCAUUUCGGUUAAUCCUUUGGCCGUUCAAGCUCUUGACCAGAUUCAUCCUGUACAUCGUCGGUUUUAGAAGACAGGGUGUAGCAAAAGGUUCAUACGCAUCCCGAAUCCAAUCCCGUCGUUAUGGUGGCUAUGUACCACCGCAAUCUACCUUUUCAAAAUUCCAGGCGCAUGGGGCUACUGAUGAUUACGAGGACGAAGAUGAACCGGAAUCAACGUUUGCGACUCCCGUGUCUUUCAUGGCGGGUAUUGGUGUUUGGUUUGUCUUGGGCAGGGCACGGGGAUGGUGGUAUUGAUGCGAUGAGCAGUAGUGUGGAUGUUCGAUGGUGCGAGUUGAGUCAGUACCAGCGGCCCAACAUGGAAAAGGAGCCAAGGUUGCGGAGGAAAAGGUGGACGUAAUUACUCGCAUGACGGUGAGCUUAUGAUGGACCGAAGGUAUUCAUGUCUCGUGUCCUGACUAUCAUGUUUUUUUUUUCGUGCGAUCGGAAUUAUUUCCUGCACAGAUGGAGCGCAGUUGCGAGGUAGG